Messenger RNA from Sclerotinia sclerotiorum 1980 UF-70, 753 nucleotides. Its product is annotated as mitochondrial 54S ribosomal protein YmL16. The record is from RefSeq and is a predicted model, not a curated record. Gene Ontology annotation, molecular function: structural constituent of ribosome; rRNA binding. The transcript is spliced from 2 exons. Gene Ontology annotation, cellular component: ribosome; mitochondrial large ribosomal subunit. Lineage: Eukaryota; Fungi; Ascomycota; Leotiomycetes; Helotiales; Sclerotiniaceae. Gene Ontology annotation, biological process: translation. Bases 1 to 753 code for a protein of 250 amino acids.
AUGUUGUCUACAGCUCGAUCCAAAGGUCUAACCCAGGUCCUUACCUCCACGUCCUCUGUCUCAAUUCCCUCAUUUCUCCUACCCGCCUUUCCCAUCGCCUCACGAUCCUUCUCGGCAUCAACAUGUCGAAACUCUCACAUUGGAAGCACACCGUUAUCGAUUCCCCCAGAGGUUACUUUCACAGUUAUCCCACCACCGCCGCCGACGAAAGGAUCGGCCGUGGCAGGGAAACCAAUUGUUAAGAUUGAGGGACCGUUAGGAAAAAUGUCAAUGUCCAUCGAACCAUUUAUUAAAAUCGAGCAUGAUGUCAAUACACGGAAAGCAAUUGUCAGAGUGGAGGAUAGAGAAGUCAAGAACCAAAGAGCGAUGUGGGGAACUACUCGCGCCUAUCUCCAAAAUCACAUCCUCGGUGUGUCCGAAGGUCACAGUGCUAUUCUCCGUCUAGUCGGUGUCGGAUACCGUGCCACUGUUGAGCCAGCCUCCAACGUAACUACCAAAACCCCCGAGUUCGAAGGCCAACAAUUCGUUGUCCUAAAAGUAGGGUACUCUCAUCCUAUCGAAUUACCCGUUCCAAGAUUUGUGAAAGCGAGCACACCACAACCUACACGUAUAUUGUUAGAAGGACCAGAGAAGGAAGUUGUAUUACUUUUCGCUGCGCAAAUUAGAAAGUGGAGAGUUCCAGAACCGUAUAAGGGGAAGGGAAUCUUUGUCAAUGGAGAGGAGAUUAAGUUGAAGAAUAAGAAGAUUAAGUAG